AUGCACUUCAUCUUGACCUUCUGCCUCUUUGCUAUCACUGCGCUUCACAGCGCAACUGCAACAGAGUACUGUCGGUGCGAAAACGAGUACUGGAACCGUGUAUUCACUGGCAUCAACCAAGCUUGCGACGGCUUCGGGUCAUGGCCACAGGAGCAGUACGAAAAUCUGAAAUCCUGGUGCUUCCAGCAAGAAGGCUACGACUAUAACAGCGGCACAUCAUACCGUGGCGACGUUGUGAAUUGUUACUCUCGCAAGUAUAUUAAUGAGUGCUGGUGGUACCAGGGGUGCCCGACGGGCUGUUCAUACGUAAACAACGAUAAGCGGCGUCGCGGCUGGCAACCUGAGGCCGACUCCUUCGUUACCCUCACUGAAUACAACGCGAAUGGGGAGGCGGUUGCGGGGACCCGAUGUGGACCUCUCCCCAAAGAUACUGCGUCGAGAAUUGCCGAUUCGUUCAAAAAUUGCACCUCGCGAGGAUUACAGUCGACCAACAUAGCAGUGGCCUGCACGGGCUCGCAGGGAGACGCGGGGAACUCGGAGACCAUGCAGGACUUUCACACUUUGUGUCACAAUGUCGGUGGCCUGCUACUUGACACCUCCGAUUCAAGCGGCCUCGCCACUCGGGGUGAAGACGAAGUAAAAGUAUAUUUUGUGGAUGAGGACGGAAAGAAAACUCUGAUUGCUUGA
Messenger RNA from Parathielavia appendiculata, 687 nucleotides. RefSeq lists its product as uncharacterized. The record is from RefSeq and is a predicted model, not a curated record. NCBI's taxonomy places the organism in Eukaryota, Fungi, Ascomycota, Sordariomycetes, Sordariales, Chaetomiaceae. The coding region runs from base 1 to 687 and encodes 228 amino acids. The transcript is spliced from 4 exons.